Molecule: messenger RNA, 1555 nt
Organism: Chenopodium quinoa (quinoa)
Lineage: Eukaryota; Viridiplantae; Streptophyta; Magnoliopsida; Caryophyllales; Amaranthaceae
Exons: 5
Coding region: 181-1050 (289 amino acids)
Source: RefSeq, a predicted model, not a curated record
CAAGGCACACGAUAUCGUAUUAGCGUUUCCAUCUCUUCGACUCUUCCGUGUUCACUCACUCUUGGUUGUUUAUCUGGUGUCUUAAAACCAACAAUAGCGCCAAUUACCUCACCAUUUUCAAAAUUGAAACCAUUUCACUCCUAAAAUACUCAAACCCUCACAUUUGAAACUUUGAGUUUGAUGGCCUCACUUCCAGUGGACGACAGAGACCUCGACGACGCCGCAUUGUGGGCAGUCAUCGACUCCGCUGCCGCAGCUUCUUACUCUUCCUCCUCUCCCACCACCACCGCCCCAACCGUUUUCCGUAAACCAUCAUUAACCCUAAAUCACAUUCCCAAUUUCAAAUCUCCACCUAAACCUCGAUUCAUCAAUAACCCUAAUUCUCCUCCAUCUAUCGCCAAAUCUCCCCCAAAUUACGCCAUUAAUGGCUCAAUUAGGGUUCCUUCCGAUGAUGAUCAUUGCCAUUUUCGUCGCCCGCAAAAGAUGUCGAGGAUUUCCUCCCCUUGUGUUUCUGAGAUUACUGAGAGUAGCCCUGAUUUGAUGCUUGUUAAGCAUUUUCCGGUUAAUCAUCAGCUUUUUACUUCGCCAAAGCAGCAGAUUUCUCCGCAAGUUGAGUAUAGAGUUUGCGAAGAUAAGGAGAAUUUUUCGCAUUGUUUGAGUGGUCGUUUUCCUACUGUUUCUCUCUUUAAGGAUUAUCAAGAUGCUGCUAUGUCGGUUCUUGAGAAGUCAGAUUAUACUAUUAUAUCCGGAAGUCCUUUUAUCAAAAAGUCAGGUUGGAGGAAGAUAGCAUUUUACUUUAAUGUCUCAUUCGAAAUAAGAGAUAAGAACAUUGAAUUUGAUGAGAAUCGUAAUGUUCAGCGUGCUGAAUUUGUAGUUCGUGCUUAUAUGCAGGGAGGUAGGUUUUCUGAUGGGUGGGGUUCUUGUGAAUGGCGGGAGAAGAAGUUUAUGAAACCCAAUAAUGACAUACCUAGUACUGCAGAAACCAGAGCCAAAAAUAAGGCUUGCCAGGACCUGAUAGGAAUUGGGCAAUAUCGGUCUGGUAAUCCAUAGCCGUUCUCCCAAAUAGCCGUUCUUCCAACCUGUUGUAGUCCUAGCUAUUGUGGGGGACAUUCCUUGACUAAAAAUGUUGCCCACCGGCCCACCCUGGAACUGAAACAGUAUUAAAGAAACUCUGCUGUACUGAUUCAAGUGUACAAGAAACAACCCAAUCGAAAGUUCAUCAGUAAGAAGCUUAUGGCGCUUCUUGCCUUUUGUUAUAGUACAGUGGGCUUAUAUGUUGAACAAAACAUUCUAGGACAAUGGCUUCUUGCGGGUAGUCAUCAUAAAUACAGUAUAAGAUAGUCUCUUGGAAAACAGGCAUAAGAGUUACUCUGUAUCAACUAUUCGGAGUAAUUUUAUUGAACUCUUUUGGCUUUGAAGUAGUUUUCGAGCUGGUAGCUGAGCAGGCUUAUAUUUUUUUAAUUAUUAUUUUUUUUAAUACAUAAAGUGUAAUUCCAUGUAAAAGUGGUGUCCAUAUCAAUUACUAUGCAAGUGUUAUUUAUUUGCUUCCUCAGCA